This is a messenger RNA of Limulus polyphemus (Atlantic horseshoe crab), 7142 nucleotides long. RefSeq names its product carboxypeptidase D-like. Gene Ontology annotation, biological process: proteolysis. Gene Ontology annotation, molecular function: metallocarboxypeptidase activity; zinc ion binding. Bases 19 to 4959 code for a protein of 1646 amino acids. Lineage: Eukaryota; Metazoa; Arthropoda; Merostomata; Xiphosura; Limulidae. The record is from RefSeq and is a predicted model, not a curated record. The transcript is spliced from 26 exons.
UUAAGUGACACGUCUGUAAUGUUAGGCCAAGUGAGGAAAAUGGUUUUUACUCUCAUAAUUUUCUUAUACUUUCAUAUUUUCAUAAUAUUAGGAGAAUCAAACGAAAUUCGUAAUGCCAGUAUUGUUGAUGGAAUUGAUAUGUCUAUUUAUAUGAAAUAUGAAGAAAUUACAACAUUUUUACGCAACUUGGAAAAGGAGUAUCCACAAUUAGCAAAUGUUUAUUCAAUAGGGAAAAGUGUUGAAAAUCGGGAUUUGUUGGUUGUGAAAAUAUCCAAUAAUGUGACGUUCCGAGAAAUUGGGAAACCUAUGUUUAAAUAUGUAGCAAACAUUCACGGAAAUGAAGCGGUUGGGAGACAGUUGUUACUUUACUUGUCACAGUAUUUAUUACAAAAUUAUGGAAAGAAUGAAAGGAUUUCCAAAAUUAUUGAUAAUGCAGAGAUUCAUAUCUUGCCAUCAAUGAAUCCUGAUGGUUUUGAAAAAGCCACUGAAGGCGAUUGUUGGGGAAGUCGUUUAGCAUCUGGUAGAGAAAAUGCUAAUGGAAAAGACCUGAAUAGAAACUUUCCUGAUCAGUUCACAAUGGAAGAUAGUAAUCCCACGAUAACGAACAAGAGAGAGCCAGAAACGGUUGCUGUUAUGUCCUGGAUAGUAAAUAAUCCAUUUGUUUUAUCAGCAAACUUGCAUGGGGGAUCAGUUGUAGCAAGUUAUCCAUUUGAUGAUUCUAAAAAGCAUGAGCCAAUGGGGCACCCAAGCCCGUCACCAGAUGACAGUGUGUUUAAAUAUCUUGCCAAACUUUAUGCUGAGAAGCAUCAAACAAUGCAUACUGAAAAGGUGUGCGAGUUAGACGAUUUUAAAGAUGGAAUAACCAAUGGAGCUGAGUGGUAUGAUGUAACAGGAGGAAUGCAAGACUUUAAUUACGUUUACAGUAACUGUUUUGAAAUCACUUUGGAGCUAACGUGUUGUAAGUAUCCACCAGCUAAAAAUCUCUCUGUGGAGUGGAAGAACAAUAAGGAAGCUCUUCUUGUGUACAUGGAGCAGGUUAAUCUUGGAGUUCGGGGUUUGGUGAAAGACAAAAAUGGACUAGGAAUUGAAAAAGCAUUUAUCAAAGUUGCAAGUAUCGAUCACAAUGUUACGAGUACACGAAGAGGGGAGUUCUGGCGUUUACUUCUUCCAGGAAUCUACAAUAUCACGGUUGAAGCACUUGGAUACAAUACACAAACAAAAUACGGAGUAUUAGUAGAAAAAGAUGUUCCCACGUGGUUAGAGUUUCAACUGAUUUCAACUGGUGACUUUGAGGUCCAAAGUAAAGAUCCAAAGAACAUUUCAAACCUUAACAGCACUAAAUCCAACAAAAAUAUCCAGCAAGAUGGAACAAUAAAGUUCACCCCUCAGAACCCCAGUGAUAGUGUAGACUUCGGAACACUUCCAGAAUUCAAACAUCACAACUAUAAUGCCAUGAAGCAAUCGUUGAAUAAAUAUGCUGACAAAUAUCCUCACAUUACACGAUUGUACAGCAUCGGACAGUCGGUGGAGGGUCGGGAGUUAUACGUCUUGGAGAUUACUGAUAAUCCAGGGAUUCACGAACCAGGUGAGCCUGAGUUUAAAUACAUUGGAAACAUGCACGGUAAUGAAGUAGUGGGACGGGAGAUGUUGCUGUUACUGAUUCAGCUGUUAUGUGAAGGGUACGGCAAUGAUGGACGAAUUACGUGGCUGGUUAACUCCACCCGCAUCCACAUCCUACCUUCACUAAAUCCAGACGGGUAUGAGAGAGCUAAUGAAGGUGAUUUUGAUGGGGUUCUAGGAAGAGGAAACGGUAACAAGGUAGAUUUGAAUCGAAAUUUUCCCGACCAGUUCCUGACGACAUCGGAAAAUUCUGUUCAGGAACCUGAAACUCUUGCUGUUAUGAAAUGGAUCAAGUCCUAUCCAUUUGUAUUAUCGGCUAACCUUCAUGGUGGAUCUCUGGUAGCUAAUUAUCCGUACGAUGACAAUCCACAGAAUGUUGACAAAAUUUACAGCCGGAGCCCUGAUGACGAAAUCUUCAAGAAACUAGCUACUGUUUUUGCAAAUGCCCACCAGACGAUGCAUCUUGGGAAAUCGUGCGAUUCUAGACUUGGGUUUUUAGGAGAACAUUUCCCGAAGGGGAUCACAAACGGUGCUGCCUGGUACAGUGUUCCUGGUGGUAUGCAAGAUUGGAAUUACCUAAACUCUAAUUGCUUUGAGCUUACGAUUGAACUUGGUUGUAAGAAGUUUCCAUUUGCGAAGGACUUACCAAGAUUUUGGAAUGAAAGUAAACCCGCUUUGUUAGCAUUUAUAGAAGAGGUUCACACUGGAAUCAAGGGCUUUGUGUUUGAUGAAAACAAUAAUCCUGUACCAAAUGCCACAAUUCAUGUUGAGGGUAUCGAUCAUGAUGUGAUUACAGCUGAGACUGGUGAUUAUUGGAGACUUCUUGUCCCUGGAGAUUUUACCAUUGUUGUUAAAGUUCCAGGUUACAAGCCACAAAAGCGAGACGUUACCGUUCCAAAUGACUGGGCCGUUCAAAUCAAUUUCACUCUGGACCAGCAGUUUUCGGAAUGGUCAAGUAGAAAUGACUAUGGACUGGAAAAGAAUAUUAACACCAAGAAGUACAUGUCUAACCAGGAGUUGUACCACAUUCUUCAUGAGCUGGGGAAGGAAAACUCGGAUCUAGUUAGUGUCAUGAUUAACAAUGGUCCUGAUGGGUUAAUGGUGCAGAAGUUUAUCAUCUUGUCAUCCAAUACAUCUGCAAACACAAAGACUAAACCUAGUGUCGUGAUGCUGGGUGGUAUCCAUGGGGACCAACCUGUUGGAAGAGAGAUAUUGGUGAAUCUUGCAAGACAUCUAAUUGAAGGUUACAGGCAACAAGAUCCUCAAAUAGUCCAGAUUUUGAAAACUUUGUCGGUGCAUAUAAUACCUUCAGUGGAUGAAAUUGGGUUCGACAGAGCUUCUUCAAACAGUUGUCAUCCAUCUCUGGACCCUAUGUUAGAUGUGGCAGACAAAUUCAGUCCUGAAUAUGAUGAUAAGUUUGGUCCGGUAGAGGCUUUGAAGAGAAACUGGGAAACCUACAAGUACUUGGCUGCUUUGAGCAUUGAAAGCGGAGGCCUUGGGAUUUUAUAUCCUAAAUCUGCUGACAAGGAAUCACAGGACAGCCUUUGGGCUCGGAAUUUAAAAGCCCUCGGCACUACUUAUUGGAAGAACCAUCCUCAGUUAUCUUCUGGUCAGUCUUGCCCUAGAGAACAGCAUCGGCCUAAGCCACAGAAAGGUUCUCUUCUUGAAUACGUUUACAAAAACUAUAGAUCUUCAAUUAUAGCAGCACAGGUCCACUGUUGUAGUUAUCCUUCAUCAGAAGAGUUAGCUGGGUUGUGGAUAGACAAUAUGAACCCUAUGAUUGAGUUCCUUUUGACAGCUAGUCAAGCCCAAGGAACUUACGCACUGCAUGUCGCUGCUCCUGGUUAUGAGAAUCAUACAGUUGUUUCUACUGUCGAGGAGAAGAAGCCAAAAAAGCUAAAUGUUGUUUUGGAGCCAGUAAUGUCAAGAUUGACUUAUCACAAUUUUUCUGAAGUUACAAACUUCAUGAAAACUUUGGUCAACAAUUAUUCCACUGUAUCACAACUGUACAGUAUUGGUAAAACUGUUGAGAAGCGAGACAUCUUAGUUCUUGAAAUAUCUGCUCACCCAGGCAAGCAUCAACCAGGAAUACCUGAAGUUCGUUACUUAGGUGGUCUCCAUGGAAACGACCUGGUCACAACAGAACUUUUAUUACAGUUAGCUAAUCACAUCCUUUCUCACUAUGGACGUGACACGGCCAUUACCGAGCUGGUGCAGAACACAAGAAUUCACAUUGCUCCCUUGCUGAAUCCGGAUGGGUUUGUGAAUGCUGUCCGUGAAGAGUGCAACAGUAAGGCAGGAUAUAACAACAAACGUGACAUUGACCUGGAUACGUCCUUUACUGAAACAACAACAGCUGCAGAAGAAACAAAGGCUAUUCAGGACUGGAUAUCCAAGACACCAAGUGUUCUUUCAGUGUCCCUGUUUACUGGAGCUUUGGUAGCAUCUUAUCCAUACAGGGCUAAUAACAUUGAUGGAACUCGUAAGACAUUGGACGAGGUGGAGGAAUUGGUGUUUAAGGAACUGGCAAGGGCUUAUGCUAAUGCCCACUCCCACAUGACGAAAGACGUCACUUGCCCAGAAUCUAAGUAUCAAAGCACAAAUGGAAUAGCUAAUGCUGCUGCCCUUCACCCUCAUUCUGGAAGCCUCAUGGACUUCAUCUAUGAUCAUGGUUACGGCUAUGACCUAGGCAUCUACGUCGAUUGCUGUGCAAGCCCUCAAGAGUCGAAGCUAUACGAUAUUUGGAAGGAUCAUCGACCUGCCUUGCUUGAAAUGUUGAGACUUGUUCACAAGGGAGUAAAAGGAUACGUCCGGUCUCACUAUAAUGACCCUAUUCCUAAUGCUGUUAUCAAGGUGGAGGGAACAGAUCACAUGGCUCGUAGUCAAGAAGCUGGGGACUUUUGGCGUCCCUUGGCUGAUGGAAAAUAUGUCAUUACUGUAGAGGCCCCUGGCUACGUACCACUUACAAAAAUAGUUCAAGUACACCACUACAAAGCUUCAGAUGUCACCUUUAAACUCCACAAGAACUCUCAGAUAGCAGGUGUUCCUCGAUAUAUCUUUGUAAUCGCAAUUGGUUCGGUGUCGCUGAUUGUGUUAGUCGGCAUCCUGUGCAUUUACAGCAUCGUCACAAGACAGAGAACUCGCUAUCAUGCUCUUCAUAAGCUACAAGCCAACACUUUAUUUGAUGAUGAAGACGACCUUGAUCCAAAAGAUCCCGAAUCUAUGAAGAAACUUCUGAAACCGGAAGAAUACAGGGAUGACACCAGUUCAGAAGAUGAACUGUAUAACACUUAUAAAUGGAAAAAUGGUAAACCACGGCGUCCUAUAUCAUCGUUUUGAAUAUCUGCCAUCCUUCUGUGUGUAACCUCCUUACAAGUUGCGUGUUUCACCCACCAGAGAGCACCACAGUUCUUCUAAAGUCACUGUCAAGAAAUAUUUUUUAUAAGAUACUUUUUUCGUGUACCUUUAUGCCAAAAUUAUUUUCAUGUUAAAUUUGAUAUUUUUAUCUUAUUAAUUUAAAUAGUACUAAAACGAAUUUGGAAAAAAAAAAUUCUAACUAUUUAAAUUAUUUAACUUAUCAAGGUCCAUAAUCGUGAGAGUUAAAUCUUCAUUGUAGUCGUUCAGUUCUUUAAAUGUUUUAUCAGGUACCAAUAUUGCUGUUUUGAAAUGGUGUUAGGUUGUUGUUUUUUAAUGUAUAUAUUGACGUGAGUCACAUCAUUUAUAAAUGAGGUAAGGAAGGUAGAGCAAUCAAUUAAUCAAUCUAGAAGCCAUAAGGAAAAUAACUUGAAAUUUUUAUAACCUGGAUUUUAUUUUUAAAAAAAAAUCACUAAAGACAUAUGUUCGAGAUUAACAUUUAAAUCAAAAUAGUAUAGAGUUCUAAAAGAAUAAAACAUUACGAAAUGCUUACUUAAAUUUUAUCACUUCGAUUUUAAACCGUGUUGUGCCUUAACUGUAGUAAGUAUUAUAACAGCACAUAAUAUUAUAUAUGUAUUUAAAAAAUAGUAUUUUUAUACUAAGUAGAAUAACAAAGAGGUAGAAACUUGUUGUUUUUUGUAAAGCUUUAUAAAUGUAGAAAGCUCACAGUCGUUGAUCAUUUUCGUGUACUGUUUCACUUUAUCAUAAACAAACCAUGGUGACAAUACUUUUAAAUUUACCAAUUUUCUGUAGUAGUUUUUUUUUCUUCAGUGCACAUUUGAGUUCCUUACAAAAGAAGAUAGUCUGAUAUAUAAAUGAUUUAGUUUUUUUGCUGUUCUUUUUUUUAUAAAUAGACUGGGUAAGAUAACCAUGCUUUUAGUAUUAGAGGUUGGAUGCAUAGGUUAGGUUUAGUUUUAUAGGCUCUAUUAUAACAGCAAUAAAUCUUACUGUUUUUUUUUUUUUAAUCUUCCUUGCUCUUAAAAAGAUUUUAUACAUGUUAACUGCUGGGACGUAUUUUAAUACAGUGUCGAGAUUAUAUCAUAUAUGUACUUAACUGAGAUGUUAUGAAUACGGAAACACUGUUAACAGUUAAAAACACUAGAUGUAACUUACUCAUGAAACUUCAAGUUUUUUCAUGCCCAGAGUUGAGGAUAAUUCUCGAAUGUUUCUUAAAAAAGUUGUUUUUGUAAUCAUGUGAUUGAGAAUUUCAAGACGUGGUCUGUUGCAGGAAAAUGGUGUGGAAAAGAAAAGUAUUUAUCUAUACAGAGGUUUGGGGUAGAUGAGACAUACUUAUAAGUUCACACAGUUUGUGAAAAUACAAUGUAAUAAUUUAGAAGUAAACCCAAAUCGUUCGGAAGAUUAACUCCCUCUCUCUUUUAAUAAAUGAAUUAUUUUAAAUACUAUACAAAACUAAUUUUUUUUUUUUACAUAUGCUCGUAUUUUGUACAGAACUUCCUAGCAUAACCUUUUGUAAAAAAAAAAUAUAUAUUUUCCAUAAAACGAAUUUUGUAUUCGGGAAACAGUACAUAAUUAAGUAUUUUUGUUACAGCAACUUCUGACAGUAGCACAGUGUAAUAAAAAUUACAAGAUUUUACAUAUUAUUUUUUGUAACAAGAUAACUGUAUUUUUGUAAACGAGUCUUUAGUAUUUUAAAGCAAGAGUCUCUUCCAAACCGUUCCUAAGUUGUAGGAAAAAAAUAUAUAUAUGUUUGCGUUAUGAUUUAGAACUGCUGCUCACAUCGGAUCGCUUUUCACCUAUUUGUGGCCUUGAAAAUAGACUCCUAACAUUACCAAGUGUCUUGAAAUUAAAAACGUGUGUAACUUUGUGUUAUAUAUUUCUUAAUUCACUUGAUUUAAUUUCUAAUAUUUUCACAAAACUUUCUUGUUUUGUAUUUAAACUGAGGUCACCUGUUGGCAAUAAUGUGAAACAGGAUGAUAAUUCCACAGUUAUAUUUCAAGCUCUCUCUCUCUCUCCGAAGGUUAAAAUAGCAUGCACAAUUUCAGUGUGUAUGAGUGAUUGAAGUUUGGUGUGAUUUUUGUUAAAGUUAAAAUGUUUCCCUUCAAGUCUUCCAAGUCGGUGUGAUAAAUAAAGAUUUUAACUGUCACGUA